This is a messenger RNA of Caenorhabditis remanei, 2229 nucleotides long. RefSeq lists its product as uncharacterized. NCBI's taxonomy places the organism in Eukaryota, Metazoa, Nematoda, Chromadorea, Rhabditida, Rhabditidae. Gene Ontology annotation, molecular function: glycine-tRNA ligase activity; ATP binding. The coding region runs from base 1 to 2229 and encodes 742 amino acids. Gene Ontology annotation, biological process: mitochondrial glycyl-tRNA aminoacylation. Gene Ontology annotation, cellular component: mitochondrion; cytoplasm. The record is from RefSeq and is a predicted model, not a curated record. The transcript is spliced from 6 exons.
AUGUUCUCUAGUUGCUGGAUUAAAACUAUCCGCCACAUCAGUGUGUCUCCACGAAUCCUUAGAUUCUACUCAUCAGAUUCGCCGUUUUUCAAGGUCGAAGUAGUUUCGAGUGAACGGAAAGUUCAAGCGAAAAAGAGCGUCGCACCGCGUUUCGAGAAGAAACACCGACAGAAAAUCUCGGAUUAUCUCAAACAAAUGGCCACUCCCGAAAUUGAAGCGCAACUCGCGCCACUCCGUGUUGCCGUCAAAGAGUAUGGAGACUUGAUUCGUGAUCUCAAGGCGAAAGGAGCCCCAAAAAUCGAUAUUGACAAAGCGGUCGUUGAGCUGAAAGCCCGGAAACGUCGUCUCGAGGAGACUGAAAUCGCAUUGGCACCGAAGGAGGCGUCAUUCGACAGGCUGAAAUUGGAGGAUCUCCUCAAAAGGCGCUUUUUCUAUGACCAAUCGUUCGCUAUCUAUGGUGGUGUGACUGGUCUGUACGAUUUUGGACCGAUGGGAUGCUCGUUGAAAGCGAAUAUGCUCCAGGAGUGGAGAAAACAUUUCAUUCUGGAAGAGGGUAUGCUUGAAGUGGAUUGUACCUCGUUGACUCCUGAGCCAGUGCUGAAAGCAUCCGGACACGUGGAUCGAUUCGCUGAUUGGAUGGUGAAGGACGUGAAGAAUGGAGAGUGCUUCCGUGCGGAUCAUUUGAUCAAGAAUAGCAUUGAGAAGAUGAUGAAUGACAAGAAGGUCACCGCCGAAGUGAAGAAAGACGGAGAAGACGUGUUGGCUCGUCUCGAAGGAUUCGACGACAAGGAUAUGCAUGAAGUCAUCACAAGAUUCAAGUUCAAGUCCCCCAUCACUGGAAACGACCUCACCGAACCGAUCGCUUUCAAUCUGAUGUUCCCCACUCAAAUCGGACCAACCGGCGACUUCAAAGCAUUCCUCCGCCCAGAAACCGCUCAAGGAAUCUUUGUGAAUUUCAAGAGACUUCUCGAGUUCAAUCAAGGAAAACUUCCAUUCGCCGCCGCUCAAAUCGGUCUUGGCUUCAGAAAUGAGAUCUCUCCACGUCAGGGACUCAUUCGUGUUCGAGAAUUCACCAUGUGUGAAAUCGAGCAUUUCGUUGAUCCAGAGGACAAGAGCUUCCCGAAAUUCGCAAAGAUUGCCGAUCAAAAGCUCGUUUUGUUCUCCGCUUGCAAUCAAUUGGAUGGCGCACCGGCUAGAGAAGUCGCUAUUGGAGAGGCUGUUGCUAAUAAAACCGUUGCCAACGAGACACUCGGUUACUACAUGGCCCGCUGCCAUCAAUUCCUCAUGAAAGUCGGUAUCGACGGCCGUCGUCUCCGGUUCCGUCAGCAUCUCUCGAACGAGAUGGCUCACUAUGCUCAAGACUGCUGGGAUGCUGAAAUUCUCACAUCAUACGGAUGGAUCGAAUGCGUCGGAAACGCAGACAGAGCGUGUUACGAUCUUCAGCAACACUUCAAGGCGACGAACGUGAAGUUGGUGGCGGAGAAGAAGUUGCCACAGCCGAUCGACGUGGAUGUGGUGGAGGCUCAGGCGAAUAUGGCACUUCUUGGAAAGAGUUUCAAGAAGGAUUCGAAGAAGAUUCAGACGGCUCUUCAACAGUUGACAAGUGAGCAGGUGACUACUCUGGAGGAGGAACUUCUGUCGAAGCAGAUCUACAAUUUGGAUAUAAAUGGAGAGAACUAUCCGUUGACUCCAGACCUUUUGAAUAUUAAAAAGUACUCGAAGAAGCUUCAUGUUCAAGAGAUCACUCCAUCUGUCAUCGAGCCAUCUUACGGUAUUGGAAGAAUUAUGUACGCGUUGUUAGAGCACUCGUUCCGCCAGAGAGAGGGAGACGAGCAGAGGACUUUCCUGGCUUUCAAGCCAUUGGUUGCUCCUAUCAAGUGCUCAAUUCUUCCGAUUUCAGCCAAUGAGACGUUGGUGCCGGUGAUGGAGGCCGUCAAGGAGGAGCUCGCUCGUUAUGAGCUUAGCUACAAAGUGGACGACAGCUCCGGCACAAUCGGUCGCCGCUACGCCCGUACCGACGAGAUCGGUAUUCCAUUCGGUAUCACCGUCGAUUUCGAUUCGGAGAAGACGACUCCAUACACCGUAACCAUUCGCCACGCGGAGACAAUGUCUCAGAUUCGUCUGCCAAUCAACGAACUCGGACGACUCAUCUCGGAUCUUGUGGCCGGCAGACAACAAUGGAGUGACGCUCAAGCGAAAUACCCGAAAUUCGAAGCGAAUGCUGAAUAA